AUGCGCGUAGGAAUUGUGGGAAGUGGCGUGUCGGGAUUAUCGGCUGCUUGGGCUCUGAAUGAACAUUCGCAGCAUCAAGUCACGCUGUUUGAAGCUGGGGAGAAGGUGGGCGGACACACCAAUACGGUCUGGUUUGAGCCUGAGCCAUCUGUGGGACAAGCGGGAGACAAGCAGCAGGGGUGUUGGGUCGAUACGUGAGUUUCGCAACGGGCAUGGCGCAGUUAGGGGGUGCGGUGCGUGCGUGAGACAUCCACACUGACGCUCUAACUCGCACGCACGCACACCAUUGCGUACUUGACUUUGCAAUCAAAAUGAAUGCUAAUCAAGUGGCUUCAUCGUCUUCAAUGAGGUGCGUGCUCACCCAUCGUCAUCGUCGUUGCCCGUGCCCCUCUGCUGACGCAUCUCCUUCUUCUCACUUUGAUCGCUUGGCAGGUGACGUAUCCCAACUUUCUCCGAUUCCUCAAGCAUCUGGACAUUGCCAUUCUGCAAUCCGACAUGUCCUUUUCCGUCUCUCGUUCCUUUGCUCCCUCUUUGCCCUUCUUUCGCACAAACAAGAGCGAUGAGCCAUCAAAGUCGCAACAGCCAUCUCAAAGAGGCGCUUUCGAAUGGUCGGGCUCCGGUCCUGCAGCUCUUUUCUGCCAAUUGGAAAAUUUGCUGGACCCUUCGCAUUGGAGAAUGGUGUGGGACAUCAUCAGGUUCAAUCAUCAGAGUCUCGAUACGCUGCGAGAAGCGCAGAACGGCAAGGCUGUGAAGGGCAACAUCGGCAAUUGGCUGGAUCAGAGGGGCUACGGAGAUGCGUUCAGGAACAAUUACCUCAUCGUGAGCAGCUUUGUGCGCAGAGAGCAAAUGUGGACGCUGAUGCUGACUGGCAUGUCGUCGCUACCACGCAUCACGUGCGUGCCCUUGCUCUUGGCCCCCUUCCACUCCCCUUUCUCUCUAGCCAAUGACGGCUUGCAUCUGGUCCACACCUCCAGGUCUAGCAUUCUCUGCUUUCCCAGCUCUCACCUUGCUGCGAUUCAUGCACAAUCACCAUCUCCUCCAAAUACUCGAUCGGCCAGUCUGGUUGACGAUCAAAGGGGGCAGCAAGAAUUACGUGGACAGGAUCCUUGCCAAAUUGCCCGAGGCAGCUUUGAAAGUGGGAGAAGAGGGAACUGUGGUCAGCGCAAAGAGGGACGAAGGGACGGGAGAGUGGAUGAUAAAAACAAGGAAUGGAGCGGAGCACGUGUUUGAUCGAGUCGUCUUUGCGUGCCAUGCUGAUCAAGCCAGGGCAAUAUUGCAAGGAACGACGAGCAAGGCGCUCGAAUCCACACUAGCUCGUUUCCACUUCAACAAGAACGUGGCAGUGCUGCACUCGGACGAGAACCUCAUGCCGGUACGCAGAAGUGCUUGGUCCGCUUGGAAUUUCCUGGCCGUUUCAAAGGAUAAGAAAUCGUUGGAUGAGGACCGAGUGACUUUGACAUACUGGAUGAACCUGCUCCAAUCUUUGCCCGAGGAGAAGCAUGGACACGUGCUCGUCACGCUCAAUCCUUCGCCCGACUCUCAGCCCGCACUUCAAAAAAUCAAGGGCAGCUACUCGUACGAGCACCCCUUGUACACUGAACAAUCCGUCGCUGCUCAAGCGCAGUUAAGAGAAAUGCAAGGCGUGGGAGGUGCGUACUUUGCCGGAGCUUGGACCAACUACGGAUUCCAUGAAGAUGGUUUCAGUUCGGGUUUCAGGGCUGCCAUUGCGCUUGGAGCCAAGACGCCAUUCGAAGCUAGCCCAGCGGAGAGGGAAGUCCCACCUUUCAACCUGCUCAUCUACACCUUGCUCAACCUGAUCGAAAAGAGUCGAGCCAUAUCGGCCCCGCUGUUUGCCCUCCUACUCGCACCCGCCAUCAUUAUCCUCACCCUCGCCAUCGAACAUGUCGUCGGCCUUGCAAAGGUGAAGGGGGAGCGCGUGCAAAGGUUUGCGAACGUGAACAGAAAUGUGCGGAUGUUUUGGGAAGGCGAACUUCAAAGCAAGUGGGGCCUUUUGCGAGAGGCGAAUGAGAGAAAGAAGGCCAGGUAG
This is a messenger RNA of Ceraceosorus bombacis, 2047 nucleotides long. The record is from the annotation of a GenBank genome assembly. NCBI's taxonomy places the organism in Eukaryota, Fungi, Basidiomycota, Exobasidiomycetes, Ceraceosorales, Ceraceosoraceae.